Naegleria gruberi is the source of this 1735-nucleotide messenger RNA. RefSeq lists its product as uncharacterized. Gene Ontology annotation, molecular function: malate dehydrogenase (decarboxylating) (NAD+) activity; NAD binding. The coding region runs from base 21 to 1640 and encodes 539 amino acids. Gene Ontology annotation, biological process: pyruvate metabolic process; malate metabolic process. The record is from RefSeq and is a predicted model, not a curated record. NCBI's taxonomy places the organism in Eukaryota, Heterolobosea, Eutetramitea, Acrasida, Naegleriidae. Gene Ontology annotation, cellular component: mitochondrion. The transcript is spliced from 4 exons.
AAUUACUUGUACAUAAAAACAUGAAGAGAGUAGUAUUAAAUUCAUCUGCUAAAGCCUCAUCAUCAUCAUUAAUUUGCAAAAAUGGUAAAUUUGUAGAGCAAACAAGAGGCUUUCAAGAUCACUCAAAUUUUAAGAAGGGAUUAAUUUUAACUACACAAACAGGUAUUGAUGUAAUGAAUAAUUCAUUAUUAAAUAAGGGUACUUCAUUCUCUAUAACUGAAAGAGAUAGAUUACACAUCAGAGGUUUAUUACCUGCUGUUGUUGUUGAUAUUGAAACUCAAUUAUUACGUAUCACAGAAAGAUAUAAUAGUUUACAAACAGAUAUUGACAAGUAUCAAUUUUUGACAGAUGGUGGUAGAAUUUUAGGUCUCGGAGAUCUUGGUGCAAAUGGUGAUGGUAUUCCAAUUGGUAAACUUGCUUUGUACGUUGCUGCAGGUGGUAUUAAUCCAGGUAGAGUUCUUCCUGUUAUGUUGGAUGUUGGUACAAAUAAUGAAAAGUUGUUAAAUGAUCCAUUGUAUUUGGGUAUUAAGAAAAAGAGAUUGACUGGACAAGAAUAUUUUGAUGUUGUUGAUGAAUUUAUGGAAGCAAUUACAACAAGAUGGCCAAAUGUUUUAAUUCAAUUCGAAGAUUUUACAAGUGAUAAGGCAGAAGUUGUUUUGAAGAAGUAUAGAAACAAGUAUCUUUCAUUCAACGAUGAUAUUCAAGGAACUGGUUCAGUUAUUGUUUCUGGUAUUCUUAACAGUUUGAGAGCUAUUGGACAAAAGUUUGAAGAUAUUAAGGAUCAAAAGAUUAUGAUUGUUGGUUCUGGUAGUGCAGGUUUGGGAGUUACUAAUAGUUUGAAAGAAGCUAUGGUUCGUGAAGGUUUAGAUGACGAAGAAGCACGUAAAAACUUUUAUAUUGUAGAUAAGGAUGGUUUAUUAACCUCUCGUAGAAUUGAAGAAGGUGAUGAAAAGGGAAUUCAUUUCACUUCAUCACAAAGAUACUAUGCUGAAGUUAGAGAUGAUUUACCAGAAGGAUUAUCAAUUCUUGAAACAAUUAGAACUGUUAAACCUGAUAUUCUUCUUGGUCUUUCAGGUAUUGGUGGACUUUUCACUGAAGAUAUUCUUAAAGAAAUGAGUAAUCAAUGUAAGCAAAGAGGAAAGGAACCUAUUAUUUUCCCACUUUCAAAUCCAACAAGCAAAUCUGAAGCAAGUGCUGAACUUGUCUUUAAAUGUACUGAAGGAAAGGGUGUAUUUGCCAGUGGUUCACCAUUUGAUUUAGUAACUUUACCAAAUGGACAAGUUAUUAGACCUCCACAAGCAAAUAACAUGUUUAUCUUCCCUGCUCUUGGUCUGAUGAGUCAGAUAUCUGGAUGUAACACAAUUACUGAUAAUAUGCUUUAUGCUGCCUCUAAGGCUCUUGCUGCUACUGUUUCAGAUGAAGCAAUUUUAAGAAAGGAAGUUUAUCCAAAAGUUGAAGAUAUCAGAGAGGUCAGUAAGAAAGUUGCUAUUGGUGUUAUCAGACAAGCAUAUGCUGAAGGAAAUGCUCCAAAGUUGGCUAAUAAGUCAAAGAGUUUCAUUGACUCAAAUAUUGAAAUGGACGAAUAUGUUGGAUCUAGAAUGUGGAAUCCAUCAUAUGUUCCAAUUGUAGUUAGACAAUAAUUAUUUAUUCAACCAUUGCUUCAUCUUUUUCCUUUCCAACCAAUUGUACAGUUAUUGAAAUAGGGUUAUUUAAAGUAAAGUUUUUGAUUUCUAAU